Molecule: messenger RNA, 2253 nt
Organism: Mus pahari (shrew mouse)
Lineage: Eukaryota; Metazoa; Chordata; Mammalia; Rodentia; Muridae
Gene: Pggt1b
Product: protein geranylgeranyltransferase type I subunit beta
Exons: 9
Coding region: 93-1226 (377 amino acids)
Biological process (GO): protein geranylgeranylation
Cellular component (GO): CAAX-protein geranylgeranyltransferase complex
Molecular function (GO): CAAX-protein geranylgeranyltransferase activity
Source: RefSeq, a predicted model, not a curated record
GGCUCUUGAGCCUGGGAGAAGCCUGCUGGAGUUGACUUCGCUCCGCGCGUCAACUGCUUCCGGGUCGCGUUGUGUGUCACUUCCGGAGCAGCAUGGCCGCCACCGAGGAUGACAGACUGGCGGGGAGCGGAGAAGGCGAACGGCUGGAUUUCCUGCGGGACCGGCACGUGCGGUUCUUCCAGCGCUGCCUCCAGGUCUUGCCGGAGCGGUAUUCCUCGCUGGAGACCAGCAGGUUGACAAUUGCCUUUUUUGCACUCUCUGGGCUGGAUAUGCUGGACUCCUUGGACGUGGUGAACAAAGACAAUAUAAUAGAGUGGAUUUAUUCCUUGCAGGUUCUUCCCACAGAAGACAGGUCAAAUCUGAGUCGCUGUGGUUUCCGAGGUUCUUCAUACCUGGGUAUUCCAUUCAACCCAUCAAAGAAUCCAGGGACAGCUCAUCCUUACGACAGUGGACACAUAGCAAUGACUUACACGGGUCUUUCCUGUUUGAUUAUUCUUGGAGAUGACUUAAGCCGAGUAGAUAAAGAAGCUUGCUUAGCUGGCUUGAGAGCACUUCAGCUGGAAGACGGGAGCUUCUGUGCUGUUCCUGAAGGCAGUGAGAAUGACAUGAGGUUUGUAUACUGUGCAUCCUGCAUUUGCUAUAUGCUCAACAACUGGUCGGGCAUGGAUAUGAAGAAAGCCAUCAGCUACAUUAGAAGAAGUAUGUCCUAUGACAAUGGGCUGGCACAGGGAGCAGGCCUUGAGUCUCAUGGAGGAUCCACCUUCUGUGGCAUUGCAUCACUGUGCCUGAUGGGUAAACUGGAAGAAGUUUUUUCAGAGAAAGAACUGAACAGGAUAAAGAGGUGGUGUAUAAUGAGGCAGCAGAACGGGUACCACGGAAGGCCUAACAAGCCCGUUGACACCUGCUACUCCUUCUGGGUGGGCGCAACGCUGAAGCUUUUGAAAAUUUUCCAGUACACUAACUUUGAGAAGAAUAGGAACUACAUCUUAUCCACUCAAGAUCGCCUUGUCGGGGGAUUUGCUAAGUGGCCAGACAGUCAUCCAGAUGCUUUGCACGCGUACUUCGGGAUCUGCGGCCUGUCACUAAUGGAGGAGAGUGGGAUUUGUAAAGUUCAUCCUGCUCUGAAUGUAAGCACACGGACUUCUGAGCGCCUCCGCGAUCUCCAUCAAAGCUGGAAGACCAAGGACUCUAAACAGUGCUCAGACAAUGUCCACAUUUCCACUUGACUAACCCUGGGGUAUUGGGUUUGUAGCAUAAGUGUAGCUCAAGGUUAAAAGCCAUGUGUAAGCAAGUGUGCUCUUCUUUAAGGGGUAGUUUUAAAGUCAAAGGCUUGUACUGCUAAUACUUCAGCAUGGGUUCUUGAGCCAGUAACCACUGUACUGGAUUUCAAGAAAAUCCUUGUUGAAGUCUGGACAUUAGCAGGACUCUGGUAUGGUUCUUAACUCUUUAUGUUGUGUUUCUGAGAUGUUUCAUGGGGCAGAUUGACUAUGUUUGUACGUUAUCUUUUUAAAACCCUCAGUACAUGUUCUGGCUUACAAAAUGGACACAAAUCUUCAAAACAAGUUUACACUUCAUAUGGCAUUGAUAAUCUUCAGUGAGCAUUUAAUGUUCACGUAAAAAACCUCUACUGCUGAUGGUAAGAAAUUUGUUUAUUGAAUUAAGUAUCUGGGAUUAUUCUUUAAAAAUUGACAGUCUCAUAAUUUUCUUAAAGAAUAACAUUUUGUGUUAUUCUUAAGGUGUGCCAACUAAACAUGGGUAACAUAUACAAAUAAAAAUUAAAAGUCCAUAUAAGAAAAAAGUAGGCUUAACUAAUACUAUAGUUUUCUAAAGGGAGAGUAUUACCUAAUUGAGGGAGAAGUAAUUGAACUGUUUAAUUAUGAAUGAAAAGUUAUAUGUCUUUAUUAGAGGUUCCUUAGGUAAAUACCUGUUGUGUUUUGUUUUAAUCCCAAAUCAUUGACUGCCAUUUGUCUGGGGCAAGGGAAGAAACAAUCUUUGCUAUCUAGAGAAAAGACAUUCAAUGUUUUAUUCUUCUGAGAAACUGUAAUUAUACAUGUAUGGCUAUAGCUGAGUUCUUUUUAGUUGCUUAGAUUUUCUUUCCCCAAUGUUUUGUGGCCACUAUAGUCAACUGUUUUAUUUCCCAUCUACCAGGUUGAGCAUCCUUAAUCCAAAAUCCAAUAUCUGGGUCAGGCAUAGUGGCAUAUACAUUUAGUCCUAGUACUCAGGAGGUAGAGGCAACCAGAUCUCUUUGAGACC